Molecule: messenger RNA, 1077 nt
Organism: Rhododendron vialii
Lineage: Eukaryota; Viridiplantae; Streptophyta; Magnoliopsida; Ericales; Ericaceae
Exons: 1
Coding region: 1-1077 (358 amino acids)
Molecular function (GO): zinc ion binding; nucleic acid binding
Source: RefSeq, a predicted model, not a curated record
AUGGUGAACCGACGCAGCGGAUUAGGAUACGAAAAUGGAGAACUCUCAAACGGUAACCCCAACCUAACCCAAAUCAUGCAAGCAUUCAUCGCUGCUUUGAACACUAACCGUCAAAACCAAAACCACGAUGACGGACCUAUGACCCGAACUCAAGCAAUGAACAAGUUCUGUAAACGCCGACCCCCAACCUUCCACGGAGACACCAAUCCCUUCGUGGCCGAGACAUGGCUAAAUGAGGUCAAGAUGAUCCUUAGAACCUUAGGAAUCACCCAGGACGGAGACCGUGUGGCCUUGGUUACAUACCAAUUGAAGGGAGAAGCCCGCUAUUGGUGGGAUCUGAUGGAGGCGACCCAUGACAUUGCCACCAUGACGUUUGCCGAGUUCAAAACCCUGUUUCUCGAUAAGUAUUUUCCCACACCCCUUCGCCUAGCCAAGGAACAAGAAUUCCUGAACCUGAAGCAAGGAACGUUGACCGUCACCCAGUACGCGGCCAAAUUCGAAGAACUGUCCCGCUUCGCCCUAACCUCCAUACCAACCGAAGACAAGAAAGCCAGAAGGUUCGAGUGGGGGCUGACGACUGCUCGAAAGGCUGUGGUAGCUCAAGCCUUCGCCACCUAUGUUGAAGUGGUGAAGUGUGCACUCCGGCUAAAGAGCGAGGAAUUGGACUUCAAAACUCGAUGGAGGAAAGCUACUGACGGCACUGGUGGACCAAUCCGAACCCAACCACCCAACGACAAUCGUGGACCCUACCCCACCAAAUCUUCUAACCCGUCUCUAAGCACCCAACCCUGGAGGACUGCUAUCCCCGAAAGUGGCAAACCAAAGAGAGGCGGUCGAGACAUAGCGACAGUUCAUUGUUUCAACUGCCAGGCUAUGGGUCACUAUAAGUGCGACUGCCCCCAACUUCAAAGAGGAAGGAAUGGAAGCUUUGGAAACCAGAAAGCUCAACAACCUGGACAGGCCGGUUUUGUGAAGCAAAACCCUGAAAGUCCAUCGCAGCAGCAGAAUGGGCAGAACAAGGGAAGGCAGCCCAUGGGAACUCAGCAGAGUGCUGGAGGGCGUAUCUUUACGCUGUAG